Messenger RNA from Wyeomyia smithii (pitcher-plant mosquito), 2717 nucleotides. It is a transcript of the gene Septin1, whose product is annotated as septin-1. Gene Ontology annotation, biological process: cytoskeleton-dependent cytokinesis; regulation of exocytosis; cell division. Lineage: Eukaryota; Metazoa; Arthropoda; Insecta; Diptera; Culicidae. Bases 511 to 1587 code for a protein of 358 amino acids. Gene Ontology annotation, cellular component: synaptic vesicle; microtubule cytoskeleton; septin ring. The transcript is spliced from 4 exons. The record is from RefSeq and is a predicted model, not a curated record. Gene Ontology annotation, molecular function: GTPase activity; GTP binding; molecular adaptor activity.
GUUGAUCGUCCUUCACUCUUGUUGUGCGUCGCGGUGUUCCUGCUUUAACUUUUCCGUUCCAUCCGUAGUGUGAGUGUGUGUGGUGAGAUAAAGAAAACCGGAGAAAGAGUAAAAGGUCGGUCCGGCUGCGGUUAUUAUUCCCAAUUUUCCCUAUUAAAUCUAUCUGAUUCGGGUAAUUAGUGUAAAUUCGAUAAACAACGUGUUUUUAUCUGUUAAGCAAUUAAGGUACGUGGAAAGUGCGAACGCAGAAAAACUCGUUUACGCCAGCAGAAGCUUGAAUGCUGUAAAAAUCGAUUCAGUUGCUUCGCCGAGACAUAAUUCACUACCGCCGCUGUUGUUGCUGCCGCUGCCACUGCUGCCGCCGCCGCCGAUGAUUUGCUGACAAUCGCAAUCUUCCACCGGGACAGUGUUUAAUUCAUUUGCUGCUUCUGCUGUCACGGCCAGUGAAAAUCGCGGCUUGCGAUCGUUGAAAACCUGGAAAGUCUACGGAAGAUAGCCAGCAACGACAAAAUGUCGACAGACUCCGGAAAGAAUUUUUCCAACGUAGAAACACCCGGUUACGUGGGUUUUGCCAAUCUUCCGAAUCAAGUGCAUCGGAAAUCCGUCAAGAAGGGCUUUGAGUUCACGCUGAUGGUGGUUGGCGAAUCUGGACUCGGCAAGUCAACCCUCGUCAACAGCCUGUUUUUGAGCGAUCUUUAUCCGGAGCGCGUUGUGCCGGAUGCCGUCGAGAAACAGCAUCAAACGGUAAAGUUGGAUGCGUCCACCGUUGAGAUCGAGGAACGCGGUGUUAAGCUACGAUUGACGGUUGUGGACACACCAGGGUUCGGAGAUGCGAUCGAUAACAGCGACAGUUUCAGUGCCAUUUUGGAGUACAUCGACGAGCAGUACGAACGUUUCCUGCGGGAUGAAAGUGGUCUGAACCGAAGGAACAUUGUUGACAACAGGAUACACUGCUGUUUCUAUUUCAUCUCACCAUUUGGUCAUGGACUUAAACCGCUAGACAUUGAGUUUAUGAAGAAGCUGCAUUGCAAAGUAAACAUCGUACCCGUUAUCGCGAAGGCGGAUGUAUUGACCAAGAAGGAAAUCCAGCGCCUCAAGUGCCGAAUUCUGCAAGAAAUCGAAGACAAUGGGAUCAAAAUCUAUCCACUGCCAGAUUGUGAUAGUGAUGAAGAUGAAGACUACAAGGAGCAGGUGCGGCAGCUGAAGGAAGCGGUACCGUUUGCCGUGUGUGGCUCGACUACCCUGCUGGAGGUGAAAGGGCGCAAAGUGAGAGGUCGAUUAUAUCCUUGGGGUGUUGUGGAAGUUGAAAAUCCCGAACACUGCGAUUUCAUCAAACUUCGGACUAUGUUAAUCACCCACAUGCAGGACCUGCAGGAGGUAACACAAGAAGUACACUACGAAAAUUACCGCUCGGAGCGAUUAGCAAAAUCCGUGCGCAAGAACAUAACCCCUAUUAUCAAGGACGAGAACGGCACAGGGGAAAUACACGCCGAUAAAGAUCGAAUUCUGCGGGAAAAGGAAGAGGAAAUUCGACGCAUGCAAGAAAAGUUGGCCCAGAUGCAGGCCAAGUUUCAGGCACAGAAAUAAAAUUCACCAUGGGCAAAGUGACAAUGGAUUCGUGAAAUUUUAAUCUAGUUAGAUGAGUAGUUUCGCACUGCAGGCUGGUAGAAAAUCAAAUAACAGUUCGGGGGUUUUAUCGUAGCCCUUGUGGAAGCGAAUCAUUACCAUCACCUUGUAAUCACUUGCGAAAUUGUUCAUUGUGAAGCUACCGCACGACUGCCCACCACACAGGUCAAAAGUGCACAAAUUACAAAACCGAAAGCAGAUUACCAUUUUUGCAAUUGAUUGUCUUUUUUGAGCAACUUGAAGCAUGCCACAAAGUAACUGCUACACUACUAAAUGCCGUUCAGAUAUUAUAGGUGAAAUAAAUUUUCCAAAACUAAUGUGCACUGCAAGAAGAGAGUAUACUAGUACAAAAAUCACACCGCUGGCCGCAAGCAGCAAACUCGUCAUCCUAUCGACUCAUAUCUUUCCAAUCUAAAAUUUGGCAGCAGCUUGAAAAGCUAACAAACAUAGUCAAGUUCUGAGUGCCAUGUCGAAAAUUGUUUCUGUUGAACCCGAAUUAGAAUCUCUGCGUUUACUGCAAUUGAAUGACAAGUCAGAUUAACAAAUAAUCAAUCUUAUUCCGCAUCCUGGGAUUAUCGCACAUUACUUCGUUCGGUGUCAAUCUUUGUGUGUUUCUAUCGUCAUGUUUCGGUUCGUAUAUAUUUACCAUCAGAGCAAUAAUAAACAAAGUGAAAGUUAUAUUUUUCGAUAGCUUUUUAUCGAUUCUAAAAACUAAAUACUAGGAGUAGCGUAAGCUUUAGCAUCAUUUUUGGGACACACGCCUAAAAAUGGCUUCUCCCGCGCAAAACCUACAACAUUUCACAGUAAAUACUGCAUCCAUUAGUUGUUAGUGGUACUUAAGCGAAAUCACUCGAAUGCGUUUCGGUUUUUCGGUUUGAUUCGUUUUCACAGUUGAAAAAAAUAAAUAAAUAUCAGAUCAGCCAAGGAAUCAUAUAUUACGUAUUAAGAUAAUAACUGAUAAGCAGAGGGCGAAUUUGCCGGGUACGAACGGAAGUUCAGAGCAGAGAAACAGUAUAUAUAUUUGGUUUUAUUCUUUAUUAUAACUAUUUUACUACUCAACGAAUUAUAGGUUUAUAAUAACGAUCAAUUUA